This is a messenger RNA of Trifolium pratense (red clover), 1341 nucleotides long. Its product is annotated as protein DMR6-LIKE OXYGENASE 2-like. Bases 83 to 1123 code for a protein of 346 amino acids. NCBI's taxonomy places the organism in Eukaryota, Viridiplantae, Streptophyta, Magnoliopsida, Fabales, Fabaceae. The transcript is spliced from 4 exons. The record is from RefSeq and is a predicted model, not a curated record.
ACCAAUACAUUACUAAAUACCUAGCUACCUCUUAACCUCAAACAAAAAUAAAAAAAUCUAGCUUCCUUCUUCAUUCUACAAUAUGGCCACAAUGAAACCAUUGGUAACCGACCUUGUUUCCACCAUUAAUCAUGUCCCUUCAAAUUUCAUUAGACCCCUUGGUGACCGUCCAGAUCAACUUCAACUUCAACUUCAAUCCACUAUUCAUGAUUUCAUUCCCAUCAUUGAUCUUCAAGGCCUAAAUUCCUCAAAUCGUUCUCAAGUCAUCCAAAAAAUUGAACAUGCUUGCCAAAACUAUGGUUUUUUUCAAAUUGUGAAUCAUGGAGUACCAGAGGGGGUGGUAGCAAACAUGAUGAAGGUGUCAAAAGAAUUUUUCAAUUUGCCAGAGAGUGAGAGGAUGAAAAAUUACUCUGAUGAUCCAUUGAAGACAACAAGGCUUUCCACAAGUUUUAAUUUGAAGACUGAAAAAGUUUCAAAUUGGAGAGACUAUUUAAGACUUCAUUGCCAUCCUCUUGAAGAUUAUGUUCAUGAAUGGCCUUCCAACCCUCCUUCUUUCAGGGAGGAUGUAACAGAGUAUAGCAAACAAGUGAGAAAAUUAGCAUUGAGAUUGCUUGAGGCAAUAUCAGAAAGUUUAGGUUUGGAAAAAAAUUACAUAAACAAAGCAUUAGGAAAACAUGGACAACAUUUGGCUAUUAAUUACUAUCCUCCAUGUCCUGAACCAGAGUUAACAUAUGGUUUACCAGCACAUGCUGACCCAAAUGUUAUUACCAUUUUGUUGCAAAAUGAUGUGGUUGGUUUACAAGUCCUUAAGGAUGGCAAAUGGAUAACUAUCAACCCUGUUCCUAAUACCUUCAUUGUCAAUAUUGGUGACCAAAUUCAGGUGAUAAGCAAUGAUAGGUACAAGAGUGUGCUGCAUCGAGCAUUAGUGAAUAAUGAGAAAGAAAGGAUGUCCAUUCCAACAUUCUACUGUCCAUCACCAGAUGCUAUAAUAAAACCAGCUCCUCAACUCAUAGAUAAUGAUCAUCCUGCUCAAUACAAAGAAUUUGAUUACAAUGAAUACUACAAGAAAUUUUGGAACAGAGGACUUUCUAAAGAAACAUGUGUGGACAUGUUCAAGGCUUAAAUUGUAGUUUCUAGAUUUCACCUCCUUAUUAUUGAAGUUAAGACACAAAUUAAUAAGUUUAGAUGAAAUAAUGUUUUUCAAUCUUUUUGAAUUUUAAUAAUAGAUCUUUUUGGUCUUUAUUUUUAGGCAAGAUGAUCCAUUAAUUCUUUCAGGCAAAAAUAUAAUUUAUCAUAUGAUAUAUGCAGGCAUCCAUUAAUUUAUCAUAUGGUCAUUUAAAA